Gymnogyps californianus (California condor) is the source of this 953-nucleotide messenger RNA. It is a transcript of the gene AK3, whose product is annotated as adenylate kinase 3. Gene Ontology annotation, molecular function: AMP kinase activity; ATP binding. Gene Ontology annotation, cellular component: mitochondrion; cytoplasm. The coding region runs from base 10 to 708 and encodes 232 amino acids. Gene Ontology annotation, biological process: nucleobase-containing compound metabolic process. The record is from RefSeq and is a predicted model, not a curated record. Lineage: Eukaryota; Metazoa; Chordata; Aves; Accipitriformes; Cathartidae. The transcript has 5 exons.
AGGAGCAGCAUGGUGGUGCCGCCGCUGCUGCGCGCCGUCAUCAUGGGGCCCCCGGGCUCCGGGAAAGGCACCAUCUCGGCUCGGAUUAUCAAACACUUCGGGAUGAAGCACCUCUCCAGCGGCGACCUGCUGAGGGACAACAUGCAGAAGAAGACAGGUGGGAACGGGGGCGAAGUUGGAAUCCUUGCCAAGUCCUACAUUGAUCAAGGGCGGCUUAUUCCAGAUGACAUCAUGACACAACUAAUGCUGAAUGAGCUAAAAGGUCUAGAUCAGUACAACUGGCUAUUGGAUGGUUUCCCCAGAACGGUUGCUCAGGCAGAAGCCCUGGAUAAAGAAUGCCAAAUAGACACUGUGAUUGACCUAGAUGUGCCAUUUGAGACCAUAAAAAGUCGGCUCACAGCACGCUGGAUCCACCCUGCUAGUGGCAGAGUCUACAAUCUUGAAUUCAGUCCUCCCAAAGUGCAGGGCAUUGAUGAUAUUACUGGAGAGCCACUUGUUCAGCGUGAUGACGAUAAGCCAGAGACGGUUACCAAGAGGCUGCAGGCUUAUGAUGCGCAGACAAAACCUGUUCUAGAAUAUUAUCGGGAAAAAGGGUUAUUGAAAUCCUUCUCUGGAACAGAAACCAAUAAGAUCUGGCCACAUAUCUAUGCUUUCCUCCAAACCAAGUUGCCAGAUGUGAGCCAGAAAGAUGCUGCCACUCCCAGGUGAAAACAGGUCUAACUUCUGCUCAUCUAUCAUAGCUCACACUUGAUUACAUGAGAUUCAGCAAUCAAGGAUUUCUCUUAAGUCUACCAGACUGAUCAAUAAUUAAAGUCUAAUGUUGUCCUUAACUUACAUUAUGAUAAAACUUUGUUGCCUGUGGUUCUCACUUUAAUGCUGUAUUUUUUUAUAUUAAAUAUACCUAAUUUUUAUAAUAUAGUAACUGACUUCAACAAAAGCAGGUACUCUUGUGU